Molecule: messenger RNA, 4900 nt
Organism: Astrephomene gubernaculifera
Lineage: Eukaryota; Viridiplantae; Chlorophyta; Chlorophyceae; Chlamydomonadales; Astrephomenaceae
Source: the annotation of a GenBank genome assembly
GCCCACAUAAGAGCUGUAUACGGUUGCCCAUCCAGAUAUUGUGCAAAGGAUAUCUGACCUCUUGGCCCCAGGCACCUGUUACGUAAAAGCCCUUCUUGUUGCAGACGAGCUCUUGCCAAGAUAGGAUCAGAUCGCGCGUUAACACAAUGGAGUCACAGAGGACUAUUGGCUCCAGGGCCAGCAGGGUGACUGGCGCUCGCAGUAUCCGCCCAGGACAGCUGCUGCUUUCACAAUGCGGUCGUAUCGCCAACAAGAACUUGGUAGCUGCCGCAACAUCGGAGACUGUGCCGGUGGCCCCGACUCCGACCAACUACAAGGGAGUCAGCCUUCCGACGCCCCCUAGUGGCAGCGUCCCAGCUGCUGGCAACAUCCUGCCUUUCACUCCCUCCUUGAAGGACAGCAACGCCGUGACGGCUAAAGCCAAGCAGCAGGCGCCUAUGGACGGUAACGAGGCAACAGCCCAGAUCGCGUAUGCCGUGUCGGAUGUCACGUUCAUCUAUCCCAUCACCCCAUCGACCACCAUGGGCGAGCUGGCAGACCAGUGGUCCUCCGAGGGCCGGCUGAACGUGUUUGGCAAUGUGAUGAGUGUUACCGAGAUGGAGAGCGAGACGGGUGCAGCCGGUGCCCUUCACGGCGCUCUUGCCGCCGGCAGCCUGGCCACCUCCUUCACCUGCUCCCAGGGUCUGCUCCUGAUGGUGCCUAACAUGUACAAGAUCUCUGGCGAGCUGACUCCCUGCGUGCUGCACGUGACUGCGCGCGCCAUUGCCAAGCACGCGCUGUCCAUCUUCGGCGACCACCAGGACGUCAUGGCCGUGCGCCAGACCGGGUGGGCCAUGCUGUGCAGCCACAGCGUGCAGGAGGCGCAUGACAUGGCGCUGGUGGCGCACCUUGCCACCCUGCGCGCCAGCGUGCCCUUCGUGCACUUCUUCGAUGGCUUCCGAACCAGCCACGAGAUCAACACCAUUGAGACCAUCAGCAACGAAACUGUUAAGGCGCUGCUGAACAAGCCGCUCUACGUGGACGCAAUCCAGCACCACCGCUCCCGCGCCCUGAACCCCACGCACCCGCACCAGCGCGGCACGGCCCAGGGCUCGGACGUGUACUUCCAGUGCGCUGAGGCCGCUAACCCCUUCUACGACCGUGCGUUUGACCACGUGGUUGCCGCCAUGGAGGAGGUGGCUGCCGUCACCGGGCGCAAGUACAAGCCGUACGAGUACUACGGUGCGGAGGACGCCGACAAGGUGAUCGUCAUCAUGGGCAGCGGCAGCCAGGCGGUUGAGGAGGCGGUCGACUACCUGAACGCCAACGGCCACAGGGUUGGCGUGCUCAAGGUACGGCUGUUCCGUCCGUGGAAGGCGGAGGCGUUUCUGGAGGCCCUGCCCGCCUCGGCCCGCAAGGUGUGCGUGCUGGACCGCACCAAGGAGAGCGGCUCGUACGGCGAGCCCCUCUACCUGCAGGUCGCCACCACGCUGCAUGAGGCGGAGCUGGAGGACCCCUCACUCACGCGGCGCUACGUUGUUGGUGGGCGCUUCGGCCUCGCUUCCAAGGAGUUCCUGCCUUCUCAUGCGGUUGCGGCCUUUGAGAACCUGGAUGCGGAGAAGCCCAUGCGCGACUUCAGCGUCGGCAUCGUGGACGACGUGACGCACCGCAGCCUGCCCGCCUCCAAGCUGCUGCCCGUGGGCGUGUCCACGCUGCCCACCGGCACCUUCGAGUGCCUGUUCUGGGGCAUGGGCAGCGACGGCACGGUGGGCGCUAACAAGGAGGCGAUCAAGAUCAUCGCCAGCAACACCAGCAUGUCCGCCCAGGCCUACUUCUCUUAUGACGCGCACAAGUCGGGCGGUGUGACGGUGAGCCACCUGCGCUUCGGCCCCAGCAAGAUCCGCGCGCCUUACCUGGUGCAGCAGGCCGACUACCUGGCCGUCAACCACCAGUCCUACCUAGCAAAGUACGACACGCUCUCCGCCGUGAAGCCCGGCGGCGUCGUUGUGAUCAACACCCGCUUCACCAACGUGGAGUCGCUGUCCAACUACCUGCCCGCCAAGGUUAAAAAGCAGCUUGCCGCGCUGAAGCCGCAGCUGUACCUGAUCGACGCGCUGGCGGUGGCCAAGGCCACGGGGCUGGGCAAGCACGUCAACAUGGUCAUGCAGACCGUGUUCUUCAACCUGAGCGGCGUGCUGCCCAUGGAGCGCGCCAUCGCGCUGCUCAAGAAAUCCAUCUCCAAGGCCUACGAGCGCAAGGGACCGGAGGUCGUUGCCAAGAACCACGCAGCCGUGGACGCAGCCGUCAGCUCUCUGUGCAAGGUGGAGAUCCCCGCAUCAUGGGGAGAGCUCGAGACGGCGGCUGUGCACCCCAACCCGCCAUCCAAGGUGGCCUCCAGCAGCCGCCUGGAGUUCCUGGAGAAGGUUGCGCAGCCCAUGCUGGCACUGGAGGGCGACAAGCUGCCCGUCAGCGUCUUUUCGCCGGAGGGCUUUGUGCCGCCUGGCACCACGGUCAUCGAGAAGCGCGCCAUCGCCUCCUCCGUCCCCAUUUGGAAGGCCGAGAACUGCACGCAGUGCAACAUCUGCUCCUUCGUGUGCCCGCACGCCGCCAUCCGCCCUUCGCUGGCCGCGCCAUCAGAGCUGGGCAGCGCGCCCGCGACCUUCAACACCAUUGACGCCAAGGGCCCCGGCAUGAAGGGCCUCAAGUACCGCAUCCAGGUGUCGCCGUACGACUGCACGGGCUGCGACCUGUGCACGCAUGCCUGCCCGGACAAUGCGCUGGCGGCUCAGCCCAUCAACUCGGUGUUGGAAGAACAGAGCAUCAACUGGGACUAUGCCACGACUCUUCCCGGCCGCACGGCGCUCAUGGACCCUGCCAGCGUCAAGGGCUCCCAGCUGCAGCCGCCGCUGAUGGAGUUCUCGGGCGCCUGCGAAGGCUGCGGUGAAACGCCGUACGUGAAGCUGCUGACGCAGCUCUUCGGCGACCGACUGCUCAUCGCCAACGCCACGGGCUGCAGCUCCAUCUGGGGAGGCUCCGCGCCGUCCAACCCCUACACCACCAACGCCGAGGGCUUCGGCCCCGCCUGGGCCAACUCCCUGUUCGAGGACAAUGCACAGUUCGGCCUGGGCAUUGCCACCGGUGCUGCACAGCGCCGGGAGGCCCUGCACCGCCGCGUGCAGGAGGCGCUGGCGUCCGGUGUGUCUGUGAGCGCUGGACUGCGUGAGGCGCUCGCCAGGUGGGCUGACCACUACCAGGAGGCCGAGGUAGCCAACGUCGUCGCCAAGGAGUUGCAGCCGCUGCUGGAACGCGAGAAGGACGCCGUCCCGUCCAUCUACGCCGAGCAUGACAUGCUGCACAAGCCCUCCACUUGGAUCGUCGGCGGCGACGGUUGGGCGUACGACAUCGGCUUCGGCGGCCUGGACCACGUGCUCGCUUCCGGAGAGAACGUCAAUAUCAUGGUGCUGGACACGGAGGUGUACAGCAACACCGGCGGACAGCGCUCAAAGGCCACGCCCAUGUCGGCGGUCGCCAAGUUCGCCGCUGGUGGCAAGGAGCGGCCCAAGAAGGACCUGGGCGCCAUUGCCAUGAGCUACGGGGACGUGUACGUGGCGUCCGUGUCCCUGCACGCCAACUACGGCCAGGUGGUGAAGGCCAUGACGGAGGCUGAGCGCUACCCGGGUGUCAGCCUCCUGCUGUGCUACUCGCCCUGCAUCAUGCACGGCAUGACGGGUGGCAUGUGCAGCUCCCUUGAUGCCAGCAAGAUGGCGGUUGAGUCUGGCUACUGGCCGCUGUACAGGUACAACCCGUCCAUUAACGAGGACGCCACGCACCACCGCUUCCAGCUGGACUCCAAGAAGCUCAAGAGUGAGCUGGAGCAGCUGCUCAAGCACGAGAACCGCUUCCAGAUCCUGGCCCGCAAGGCGCCCGAGGUGGCUGGAAAGCUGCACCAGGACCUGGACGAGGCGGUGCACGCCCGCCACGACAGGUACAAGAGCAUGGCUGCUGGCGACUAUUCGGCGCCGGGCCACGCGCCAAGCCGCGACGUGUCGCCCAAGGCUAGCUGCGAUGAGCCGAAGAAGGGCGGCUGCUGCGGCGGAAACGGAAACUGCUAGAAAAAGUACUACCGGUAUUGCGGUUUGAAGAGUGAAAAUAAAGAGCAUGAUGGUAAGGGUACGGAUGACGCUGUUUACCUUCCGGUUUUUUCUGCAGCAACGCUGGCGUACUGCAUUAUGUGCCUGCAGGCUGUUGUGUUUGCCAAUAACGAGCAUGUGUGCAUGUGGCAAGAUGUGAUCUUAAGCAAAACAGGUAGUUAGAUUCCGGCGGUGGGUACCAAAGAUUGCGGUGCUUUCACUGCUAGGGUUUUCCCAGGCACGCUCUUCCUAGUGUGCUGGUCUCCAGUGAUUCUUUGUCUGAUGUAUUGAACGGCAUAUGCCUUAUGUUGACUGCGCCGGUGCAAUUUGCCGGUCAGUUGGAGUUGCUGAACGUGAAAAAAUGGCUAAUAAUAAUCUCCUGCGCUACUGCCGUGACACGUGGGCGUGCAUGCUUAUCGCAGGACAAGCCCAUUGGACAGUGAAGUAUCGCGCGAGCACAUAUGCUCUAUUGCAGUGUCUUAUUCGGCUAUAAAUAGUGUGGUGCAUGUUCCCAGUGAGUCCCCUGUGCUUUCCUUGGUUUCACGUACGUUACUGUAGGGCCCCUCCGGCGAUUUCUAUUAGCGCUGCGCUGCAUUUGCCAUGGUUGCAGUUCCUGAACAAUGCAUUGUUUGUUGAAGACAGGCUUCAAUGGUAGUGUAUAGAAUACGGCUGUAGUUUUUGUUAUGGAAGUAAUGCAACCGUACGGUAGGUUGACGGUUGGGUCAUGGGACGCUCCUUCCAGCUUAGUCUUGCGGCAGGCGGCUAGCUUUGUUUGAAGUGUAACAUGAGAG